Molecule: messenger RNA, 900 nt
Organism: Magnusiomyces paraingens
Lineage: Eukaryota; Fungi; Ascomycota; Dipodascomycetes; Dipodascales; Dipodascaceae
Exons: 2
Coding region: 1-900 (299 amino acids)
Biological process (GO): cytochrome c-heme linkage
Cellular component (GO): mitochondrion
Molecular function (GO): holocytochrome-c synthase activity
Source: RefSeq, a predicted model, not a curated record
AUGGGUUGGUUUUGGGCAAGUCCUCAAGAUGGCUCUUCAAAGCCUGCUAAAUGUCCUGUAGACCAUAAUAGCUUUACUGGGUGCCCUGUUGAUCAGAAACCCGCCUCUACAGGCUGUCCUGUCAAUCACAAUGAUUUUAAACCACAAGCUACACAAGUUUCAUCGCAACCUCAGAUGAGCGGAUGCCCAGUUGACCAUGAAACUCGCUCAAAAUUUUCUUGGUUUAACAAGCCUUCUGGACCUGAUGUUAACAAUAAUAAAAUAAAUCCUCUCAACAACAUGCCCGACUUAUCUUCUAUGAGGGCUCCAGGCCAAAAGCUUGAUCUCCCUACCGAGCGUACUCUUUCAACUAUUCCUAGAGGUUCUACGAACGAAGAGGGUGUUUGGGAAUACCCUUCUCCACAACAAAUGUAUAAUGCUAUGCUUAGAAAAGGAGGUGGUGAGAUAGCUGAGGAUGCAGUGGAACCGAUGGUUGACAUUCACAACUUUUUGAAUGAAGGUGCCUGGUACGAAAUCUUAAAGUGGGAGCAGCCUUACACGAAGGAAACAAAGAUAGAACCUCGUCUUUUGAAAUUUACGGGAAGACCCAACGACACAUCUCCAAGAGCUCAGAUGCUGCAAGUUCUUGGUAAAAUAUAUCCUUCUAAAUUUGGAAUGCCACUUCCUUUCGAUCGCCACGACUGGACUGUUCUUAGAGCCCAAAAAGAUGGUCAAUGGGAAAAGGUCAGAUACGUUAUUGAUUACUAUUGUGUAGAUGACGAAAAGAACAGCGAAGAUCCAGAGUUUGUUUUAGAUGUUCGCCCUGCCCUAGACACCGUAACUAGUGCUGUUGAUAGAUUCAACUUUUGGUCUGGCAGCGUGGUUCAUAAGGCUUUGGGAUUUGAACAGCCUUAUAAAUAA